Molecule: messenger RNA, 1079 nt
Organism: Lactuca virosa
Lineage: Eukaryota; Viridiplantae; Streptophyta; Magnoliopsida; Asterales; Asteraceae
Source: the annotation of a GenBank genome assembly
AUGAAUACCAACAGAUUUUGGUUUUGGUCGUCUGUUACGGAAAAAGUCUCGGUCCGACGAGGAGUGGGGUCACUUGUGAUGCCAAAGGCAGUGGCCGCUGUUCCUGAUAAUAGCCCGAAACUAACACUGAUCAUUCUUGAUGUAGGCACAUACAAGGAGAAAGUGUUGGUGGGCGUAAAGAAAAUCAAUUUGAUAAUUCAAGGUCAAGGUUCUCAGAAGACAACGAUCGCUUGGAACGACACUGCAGCUUCAUCAAAAGGCACUAUCUACAGCUACACAGUUUGCAUUGAUGCUAAAAAUUUCAUUGCUUACGACAUCGGCUUUAAGAACACAGCUCCUCGUCCAGCGCCAGGUGCAAUUGGAGGACAAGCUGUAGCACUGAGAGUCAGAGGAGAUCAAUCAACUUUCUAUAACUGCGGGUUUUUUGGAUUUCAAGACACUCUUAAUGAUGCUGAAGGAAGGCAUUAUUUUAAACAAUGUCACAUUGAAGGAACGGUAGAUUUUAUCUUUGGGAAUGCUAGAUCACUCUACCAAGAUUGUGAGAUUAACUCGGUACCCAGUGGUGCUAAGGCCAUUGGAGCUAUAGCAGCACAACAAAGAGCCUCAACUAAAGAGAAAACGGGGUUUUCGUUUGUGAACUGUAAGAUAGGAGGAAGUGGCAAGGUGUGGCUUGGUAGGGCUUGGGGUGUAUAUUCAACUGUCGUCUACUUAAACACUUUCAUGUCUGCAGUUAUUACUCCAGAUGGCUGGAAUGACUGGAGAGACCACAAAAGAGAUCAGUUAGUUUACUUUGGAGAGUAUGAGUGCUCUGGUCCAGGAGCAGUAAACCAUCUUAGGGUUAAAUACGCAAAGAAACUGACCAAAGCUGAAGCAGCUCCGUUCAUGGAUAUCUCUUAUGUUGAUGGAAGUACGUGGAUUAAAUAGUAGUAAGAACAUUCAGAAACAGAAAUUCAAAAACAUGGCAUUCCUUGACAUGAUUUGUGAGAAGCUUGUAUGAAGGCAAAAUCUAUCACAUUAAUGAAUGUCUUCUAUCACAUGUUCAUAAGUUACUGCGAGAAGAUAUCGUUUCUAAUACAAAG